This is a messenger RNA of Dreissena polymorpha, 4028 nucleotides long. Its product is annotated as sushi, von Willebrand factor type A, EGF and pentraxin domain-containing protein 1-like. The coding region runs from base 1 to 3270 and encodes 1089 amino acids. Lineage: Eukaryota; Metazoa; Mollusca; Bivalvia; Myida; Dreissenidae. The transcript has 20 exons. The record is from RefSeq and is a predicted model, not a curated record. Gene Ontology annotation, molecular function: calcium ion binding.
AUGUAUGCACGAGCAUCAUGGCCGGAGCCGAUUGCCUACGACGACAGGGAUGGCGCAAUCAUACCCUAUCGAGUUGGGCGCCCAAAUGGCAGUUCUUUCCCCAACGGCACAACGUUGAUACAUUACAACGCACAAGAUAGAUCUUACAACAGGGCAUCGUGCCAGUUUCGCAUUCAAGUUGAAGCUGUAACCUGCAAGCAAUUGUCAGCCAUCAAGCAUGCGCGUUUAGAUUGCACUGACGGCGACAACUUCGGAAGUAUUUGCAGCUACACUUGUGACAAAGGGUACGAUAUGGCCCCUGGCUCUAGUAGAACCCUUGUCUGCAAUGCAUACGGCAUAUGGAGUGGAAAAGGGCAGCAGGAAUGCAUAGAUGUAGAGCCACCUGUUAUAUUAACCUGUCCAAGCACGUUUGUGAUCGGUACUGAACUUGCAGUAAACACAUCAACCGUGUCGUGGAAGGAGCCCACGGCGGUUGAUAAUAGUCCUUUUCUACCCAUAAUCAGACUGCAAUCGCCAAUACAGCCUGGUAGCAAAUUAGUUGCUGGGAAGUACGGCAUUAAGUAUGUGAUAGAGGACAUGGCCGGUAACAAAGGCUUGUCAUGCGCGUUUGACGUCAUCGUCAAAGGUACGCAUAGUUGUCACCCUCUUCCAGUGCCUACAAACGGUGCUGUCGUGUGCGAUAACUGGAUGGGAGGGCAAGUGUGCCAACUCCAAUGUCAAGCUGGUACACGAAUGGCCGACGAUAUGCUAGGCAAACUUCUGGUGUGUCAUUUACCAGGUGAUUGGUGGGCUAUUGAUGUUGUUCUACCACAACCUGUAUUCCAAGCUUGUACCAAUAUAACGAGUGCCCGCUUGCUACAGAAACUGGAAACAACGUUCGAAUACAGGGUGACUCAUUACAACGGCUCGUGUAACGACCCAGACGCACAGCGACAAAUUGCGGAAAACUUUAUUCUUAAACUUAAGAGUACCACUGAAUACAAAGUAUGUGUCGACGCGGAGUGCGGUGAAAAUAACGUCCAGAUACUGUGUGGUCGUAAAGAAAUACGAAAAAGGGAAACACAAACCGUGGAGGUGGGAACAAUGAAAAUGUCAAUAACCAUACCAGUUACUGAUUUUAAAGAUGCGCAACUUGUAAAACAAAUGGUAUCAAAUAUAGUGCACUACGACAUGGAUGAUAUCAUUUCACACAUGAAUUUGAAUCUACUUGCAUUUGAAAGCCUUGGUGUAUCUCUUCGCUGUCCAGUGGGGACCAUACGUGCUGGAUCUUACCAAGAUAAUAAAGGACAACCUGCAUGCAUGCGUUGUCCGUUUGGAACAACGACUCGUCAUGUCGGUUCUACUUCUAUAGACAAUUGUGAAGACGCGUGUCCACCAGGCAGCUAUUCCUCUGAUGGGCUGCAACCUUGUACACCGUGUGAGAUUGGCUCAUUCCAACCAUCUUACGGACAAAACCACUGUGAUGUCUGCACACACAGUAAAUCAACUGCAAGCUAUGGUAGUCAAUCUAGACGGGAUUGCGAAGACUCAAAAUGGCACCUGAUAUUCAUCGCUUACAAAAACUGCAAUAUCUCUUACACUAUGGAUAUGGUUUCAAUCGCAACGCAACGCAUUGCGGGAGAAUGUAUUCCUCUACAUUUGACAGGCAUAAAAAUAACGUCAGAGGGGCCUGCAACUUUGUCCCUAUCGCAAAUGAACGUAUGGAGCACAACAGAGGAAUCACCGCAAUUCAUCAAAUGUUCCUCACGAGGGAAUGGAGGAGAUAUUCUGGCCUGGAAACAGUUUGAGCGUGCUGAUCUAGAUGGAUCUUUCAUCAACUUACCUUCUGUGUGUGAUGAUUUUAACAACUGUGUCUCAUCACCUUGCCUCAAUGGUAAUUGUACCGACGAGCUGAACUCUUUCACAUGUCAUUGUGAUGCGGGUUUUACCGGACAGCAGUGCGAAGUCAACAUUGAUGAUUGUUCUGCAAACGUCUGUAUGAACAAUGCUACGUGCGUGGAUGGAGUGAAUUCGUAUUCGUGCGCAUGUUCUUCGGCAUUUACUGGCCGAUUCUGUGAGAUAGCAAUUGUCAAUGGUCAGUGGAGUGAAUGGAGCCAAUGGUCCGAAUGUUCCGCAACGUGCGGGGAGGGAACACGAUUAAGGACGCGACAGUGCAAUUCUCCUGAACCUGCAACUGGCGGAGAAGAUUGUCUAGGUGCCAUCAAUGAAACCGCUCGAUGCGACAAUAGUGGAUGCAAUGUUUGCCAACCUCUUGGUGAAAUUGAGAACGGUACGGUCAAAUGUGAGAACAUGACUGACACAAUACGUUGUAAUAUUUUCUGCAAUGAGGAUCACGAUUUUGACUUUGUACCACUCGAAGAGUAUGUAUGCGGCCCGGACACAUUCCACAUGUGGAACUUUGAGAGUAGAUUCAAUCCCCAGCGGCGUCUACCGAGCUGUGUAGCGGCUCGAGCCCCGGAGGCGUUAUCCGCAUCAUAUGCAGCCCGUUAUAAAGAUUUGUAUUGCUCGACCAAUGAAAUGACUUCACUGGCACAAACGGGCGUAGAGGAAAGGAUAAAGGGCAGUAUAAAAAAGUUACCAUGUGUUCUGGAAGAACUCUGCACAGUGUCGUAUACCACAUCAAGCUGCAGUAUGCAAACUCGUCGUAAAAGAGAGGCUUCGUCGAUUGGGUUCACAAUCAAGAUAACGUUGAUACUAAAAAAUGGGGAGGCCAAUUCCUCAAUGAAUACUCUACAUGAUACGAUUUUGGCGAUAUAUGAAUCAGCGAUAGAAGGGGUCUUAAAUGUGACCGUACUAGAUGAUGUGUACCAAGUAGACCUGACCGGGAUGAGCUUGUCUGGAGAUAUACAAUGCAGUGGAAACGAUGUGGCAAGAAGUUUCUAUUGCAUCCCUUGUGGAAAAGGGGCAUACAAAAACGAUGACCAAUGCAGCCAUUGUCCGGUUGGUCAGUACCAAGAUGAAGUUGGUCAAGCCAGUUGUAUCUCAUGCCCAUACGGUUAUACGACGAUAGGCGAAGGCUCUACAUCUCAAUCCGACUGCAAAGGUGACAAAACCAAUGACCUUAUACAAGAAGCCGCAUCUUAUAUUGGCAUCAUUGCUGGUAGCUUGACGAUGACUGUAGCUGCUGUCGUAGUCAUUGUUGCUCUUCUUGUGUAUAGAAGGUACAGGCAAUCAAUGAACAAAGUGUCAUCGAUAGCACUCCUUCCAGAAAAAGAAAACGGACCAGCUAACCAAAGGAAGAUAUGGAUAUCUAAUACGACCAAAACAUAGACAGUUGACCUUGUUAUAUUAUAUACACCGUAACAAAUGGUUUAAAUGUAUUCGGUUGACAGCGUAGCAUGUACAUACUUAAACAAAUUAAUGAAAUAAUUCGAUUGCUCGUAAUGGGUACUUUAAUCUCUAUAUACAUGUCUUGCGAAACACACAUCGGUUGAUAAAUGAUGCAAUCACAUUGUUUUAACAUAUCUGCGUGUAUGUGGUUGUUUUCUGACCAUGGCUCUGUGUAGGCUAUUGUGUCACCAUAUAUUCAUCGUGUUAUCACUUUUUACAUAAUAAGCAAUCAUAUGAAUACUCUUGAGACUCCAGCUUAUUUCAUUCGAAUUCGUAUGUGGACGAGAAUGUAAUAGUUCGUAUCCAAGUAAAUGUACUUAAUGUUGCAAUAUUUCCAGUCUUCUGAGUCUACAGGUCGUGGUAGAGUCACUUCAUGCUGUGUUAUGGAGGCGUAUGUCAGUCUGUUUGGCAAUGUGCCUCUUGCUAUAAAUAAAAGACCUCAAGCUUUUGUAAGGUUUUCUCCCGCUUGUGCAGCUUAAGUUUUCGUUUCUAUUUUAAAUCGGUUUAUAUUUCAGAUUUGUGUGCAUUCAAAAAUACCAUAUUUAUUACAGAGUGAUAAUAUUAUAACACGUGAUACUAUUAUAACGCGUUAACACGAUUGCAAAAUAAUAUUCCUUACAUCAAACCCUGACAUUUCAGGCUAUUAUAUAAGUCAAUUAUUUGCAUAUUGCGUGAUAUUCAAUAAAGCAUGCGAACUC